CUUUCUUUUAUUACCUUUAGUGAUGGGACAACAUACUAGUAAACAUCACGCGCCUCUUACUUUUGGAUAUGUUAAUAAUACUCAGUCUUCACAAGAUGAUACCGAGUCUAACAAUGCUCCAGGUCCAACAAACCCCAACAACUUGAUACCCGAUUAUGUGUUGAACCAUCCUGAACUAUAUAAACUGGAACUGAUGUGUCAAUGUACAAAUGAACGAAAAACAACAAAACAAGGUACAUCUAUCAAUACUAACGAAGAAUGGAUUGUGGCUACUCAUCAACAGGAAUGUCGUACUUGUAGACAAAAUAAGCGCAUGUCUCUUGUUCGUCACCAUCUCGCUAAAGACCUUGAAUAUAUUGAUGAAACUUACUAUUCUGGUAUCAACCACUAUGAGAACAACAGAGACGGACAUAUAUCAACGAAUAGAAUGGAUCAAUCAACGAACCAACAACAACAAAUCAAUCCAUCUUCUUUCUUAUCAAAUACUGUUACCAUUCACAAUAAUAAUAAUACCAACGAUGAUGAUGAUGAUGAUGAUGAUAUCAAUGAAAACUGGGCCAAAAUCACUGUAGGUGAAGUGACAUCUCAAGCAAUGCGGAAUACAACUUCGACAGGUGGUGGUGGUGCUGAAACUCGAGGUGACUCAUCUACUUCUAUGGGUACAAGAAUCUCCUCUCAAUCAACCUCUUUUACAUUGGAUUUAUCCGGUCGUUCUUUGGUGAAAUUAAGUUCUAGCAUUGGAUACCUUAGUAAUUUGACCAAACUCAAUCUAUCGGGUAAUCAAUUAUCAAGUCUACCCAAGUCCAUCGGUUAUCUCAAUAAUCUCACGGUCCUCAAUACAUCUAACAAUCAAAUUGAAUCUUUGCCUGAUACCAUGAUAUACUUGACAAAAUUGAAAGCUAUCAAUAUUAGUCAUAACAAAUUGACUGGUCUUACUCCAUCUUUGGGUUCCUUACCUGAAUUGAUCAUCAUCAUUGCCAACGACAACCACAUCAAAUAUGUUCCUCCUGAAAUCUCCAAGUUGCAAGACAUGAUCUCUUUCAACAUCAGCAACAAUCCUCUUCAGUAUCUUCCUGCUGAAAUCGCCAAUAUCAAAUCACUACGAAAACUCAUUGCGGAUGGAUGCGACUUUCAAACUGAAUUUAUACACAAACGUCAGCAUGAUCCACCUUCUUUAUUUGAACAAUGUGCUCGUGCCAUCGUACAGCAUCAAAUUCCUCUUCCAUCCUAUAUCGCUGAUCAUAUCAAGGAUUAUCUCUCCACUCAUCAAGAAUGCUCUUACUGUCAUGGACCUUACUUUGAAUCAUUUGUUCGUAGGACUCGGUUUAUUGAACGUGUGACUCGACAACCCAUUGCUUUAGAGUAUCGUCUAUGUCGUGCACAUUGGGAUGAUGAUCAAGAUCGUUUAUUGAAUCUGUUUUCUACUCCAUGCUCAUUACCGGUAUCUUCACCAUCAGCAACUACUAUUACAACAACAAGAACGGCUAUGGCUCCAUCGAAUGUGUCUAUGUCAGAAUCAUCAUCAACUUCUAAUAUUGUGGCAUUAGGUUCUCGAAAACGAUCUGGAAGCAACUCAAGCACCUUAUCAUCAUCAUCAUCUUAUCGAUUUAUUCCGUCGUUACCUCCUUUACCAAGUGUGAACUCUUCCAACAAUGCAAGUGCUUCAUCCUCUGUCUCCACACCAUCAUCAUCAAGAUCGGCUUCACCAGCAUCAACCCCAAUUUUAGCAUUAUCACCAUCAUCAUCAUCAUCAUCAUUAUCUUCAAACCAGCAACAGCGAUUUCUUCGUUCAACUAGACCACGGUCAAACUCUUCAACUUCUAUCACAAAACGAUUUGUUCACUUUUUAUCACCAUCCAAGAGUAGCGGCAAUUUGAUGUCAAGAUCUCGUAGUCAUUCUUGUCUGCGCCAAGAAAUCAUUGUCUCAUCAUCCUCUCAACAACAACAACAACAGCAACAACAGCAACAAAAUCCUGAUACGAUUGAUCUUUCUCCUGGUGAGGAAGAAGAUAUUUUACCACCAUCACCUGUAGACUCAGCAUACCACGGCGAACAGCAACAACAACAACAACAACAACAACAGCAACAAAAUGAAACAGCAUCACCCACUGUAGUACUGGAUACUACCAAUCAUAUCACCAAUCAAUCAUAUCAACCUUCUCGUCUCCAUAUGUUAGGAUCUAACCGGGCAGGAGUGUUACCAACGACAGAGGAAUCUAUGACUAUGGAUGAAAGGCAACAACAACAAAUGAAUCUCACUCAUCAGGGUAACAAUAUCAUUAAUGGCAACAACUCGAUGGAAAAAAUGUCAGAACAACAUCAUCAGUGUCGAUUAUCCGUGUCACAUCCAGUUCCAAUACAUGCAACCUUGGCGUAA
Halteromyces radiatus is the source of this 2377-nucleotide messenger RNA. RefSeq lists its product as uncharacterized. Gene Ontology annotation, molecular function: protein binding. The transcript is spliced from 2 exons. The coding region runs from base 23 to 2377 and encodes 784 amino acids. NCBI's taxonomy places the organism in Eukaryota, Fungi, Mucoromycota, Mucoromycetes, Mucorales, Cunninghamellaceae. The record is from RefSeq and is a predicted model, not a curated record.